CCAGUUACAGUAACAUUAUGGCGGCUGGGACCUGCGGAGGAGGACAACUUAUUCUAGAUUCAUUCCAGAAAACUGUACGAAGGCGACGGCUUUAAAUCAAAACCCGUCUCGGCAAAACACGGCCGUGGACUGAGACAGACGACGGCCGCGCAACUUGUGGCUUUUACGGAGUUUCUUUCCCCCUCCCUCCCUGGAAGAUAAUACUAAUAAUCGGGCUGGUGUGAUGCGUGAGGACCCGCAGUCGAGAAACUCCCCUGAUUUUUCCGCGUCUGUUUCUGCCCCUGACUGGCUGUCAGUUAGCUGGCUAGCUGCUCGGUAGUUCACCACCGCAUUCAUGCUAACGUUUGUUUGCAAUGCUCCGUAGUAGCUAGUAGCCAAAAAGGCGGGCUAGCUUGCCGCUUUUAUUUGCUCCAGGAGACAGGGAUGGCAUUUCGCCUCCACCCGGUAAGCGAACUGGUCGAGAGGGGUGGGGAGAAAACAUUUAAGACCCGGUGUAUAAGUUUGUCAGCACUCAUUAGCCUAGCCUAGCCUAGCUUAGCUUAGCCUAGCUUGCUGGUACAACGCCAGAAACCGUUGGCCGAGAGUUUAGCGCUUUUGCCUGUUCACUAGCGAGCUAGCCAAUUAGCAUUUUAGUUGCACAAGACGACCUGCUAAUCCCCCGUUCAUCCCGUCUAAGUGUUUUGAAGCCUCUGCACCAACUAAUUCAGACGAAGAGAGGACACGGACCUGCUUUAGUUUGCCUAAUUGACCGUUAAUGUAUAAUAACUCAGGGGUGAUUAGUCUUGCUAGGUGUAAUUAGCGACCUUAUAGGUGUUCUGUGGAGAGAGUGGUAGCCUAAGGUAGCUAGCUAAGGUUCCCUGUUUCAGGGAAACGAUGUCACACAGAUUAUGGCUGUAAAUACGGAUAUAUUACAUAUGACACACGCCAAAUGUAAGCCCACUGGCGUUGUUGCACUAACUCAUUCAGUUAGUAGUCACAAUUAACUGUGUGUGAGCUGUUGCUAUCUUGGGGGGGACUGAACAUCAAGUCUUUGGUGGCUGACUGGCUGUCUGCUUCAGUGCUGGAAUAGUUUGAUGGACGUGGGAGGCUGUUUUCCAAGCUGUCAGUGCUAUACUCAGUCAUGUAUGUCUUGACACAUAGCACCCUGGUCUGUACAUAGUGCCUGCUGUCAGAUUAUAGAAGUAUCGUUAUGUAGCUUUUGGUGGACAGUCAGUAAGGGGAAUGUCUUGUCUGUUUUAUACCUGUUGGUUUGUUUUUUUAUUUCCAUUUGUUUCAAACACAGGAGAGUCUUGUUGAAUCGAAGUGGGAGAGCGGUGCAGCCUGGGCUGUGCACAGUGGACAAUGUUUAUUAGUUAGUGCUUAGGACAUUUUUAGAGUACUACUACCAUUUCUGCCUACAUAUAGGCCACAGAUAUCGCAGAUUAUUCAUUGGGUAUUGCAACAGAAGACUGCCACUCUGGAUCAAGAAAACCUUUCCCUCGUGUCUGGUUGGAGUAAUACUCUUAAGCCAAAAUCAAUGCCUUCAUCGCUGGCUGUGUUCGCCUGCCGACCCAACUCGCACCCUUUCCAGGAGCGGCAUGUGUACCUGGAUGAGCCAGUCAAGAUCGGCAGGUCCGUGGCUCGGUGCCGGCCGGCCCAGAACAACGCCACCUUUGAUUGCAAGGUGCUGUCCAGGAAUCAUGCCCUGGUUUGGUUUGACCACAAGACCGGCAAGUUCUACCUGCAGGACACUAAAAGCAGCAAUGGGACGUUCAUCAACAGCCAGAGGUUGAGUCGCGGCUCGGAGGAGAGUCCGCCCUGCGAAGUUCUCUCCGGCGACAUCAUUCAGUUUGGCGUCGACGUCACUGAGAACACACGCAAAGUCACCCAUGGCUGCAUCGUGUCAACAAUCAAACUCUUCCUACCUGAUGGGAUGGAGGCACGCCGACGAAGCGAUGUCAUCCAGGCUCCGUUACCACUACCUGUAGACAAGGUUGCAGCCAACACUCCCAGUAUGUAUUCUCAGGAACUGUUCCAGCUCUCCCAAUAUCUACAGGAGGCCUUACACAGAGAGCAGAUGUUGGAGCAGAAGCUAGCCACUCUGCAGCGACUGUUAGCCAACACUCAGGAGGCCUCAGAGAGCAGCUGGCAGGCUCUGAUCGAUGAAGAUCGUCUGCUCUCCAGACUGGAGGUGAUGGGCAGUCAGCUACAGGCUUACUCCAAGUCCCAGACGGAGGAAGGGAUCCGUAAGGAGCUUUUGGCUCUUCAGGAGGACAAACACAACUACGAGACGACAGCGAAGGAGUCUCUGAGGAGAGUCCUGCAGGAGAAGAUCGAAGUGGUCCGAAAGCUGUCAGAGGUGGAGCGCUCCCUCAGUAACACGGAGGACGAGUGCACCCACCUGAAGGAGAUGUCUGAGCGGGGCCAGGAGGAGCUGAGGGAGCUCGCCAACAAGUACAACGCUGCCGUCAACGAGAUCAAAGAGCUCACUGAUAAAAUUAAGGCGGCUGAGGGCCGGCAGGAGGAGUUGACCCAGCGCGGAGCGACAGAGAAGAGAGAGUUGGAGCUGAGGAUCGAGGAGAUGGAGGAGAAGGAGCAGGUUCUCCAGGCUCGCAUCGAAGCUCUGCAGGCAGACAACGACUUCACUAACGAGAGGCUCGCUGCUCUGCAGGUUCGGUUAGAACAGCUCCAAGAGAAAAGCAUUAAAGAAAACAACAGCCUGGAUGUGGACCUUGUCUCCCACGGACCAGUAGAGGAGCCUGUCGAGGACAAAGAGAGCCUGCAGACACCUGAGAGCCAGGAGGAAGACGAGGAUGAGGAGGAUACAGACACCGAUGAUGGUGCAUUUGGUCAAGAUGAAGAUGUUGAUGACAACUGUCAUGUUAACAACAGUGGAGGAGACUCGACUAGAAUCCAACAGUUGAUUGAGUGUCCGCCGGUGAAACAGCUGAAGGAGACCGUAAGUUCUUCAAUCCACAAACUGGCCAACUUUGAUGAAGUGAUGGACGCCCACCUACAGAACAACCAGACGGCAGAAGACGAUAUCCUGGCCAGCCCCGAUCGACUCAAAGGGAAUCCGAUGGAUGCCAAAGAGUCCGAUAUGUCAGACACUCUGAGUCCCAGCAAAGACCGCAGCAGUGAUGACACAUCAGACGGCAACAUGGACGACCAGGAGCUGAAUGAACCACAGAACAGAGUAGCUCUGCUCAAAGCGGAGUUGCAUCGGGCCGGUCUAGAGCCUGAUGACACUGAGCAGGUCAUCCACCACCUCCACAGAGAGCUUCUGGACGCCCAGGACUUAGCCAACACUGGCAAGCAGAGAUGUCUGGAGCUACAAGCUCUGCUGGAGGAGGAGAGGAGGAGUAACUCUCGGCAGACUGAAGAGUCGACCAAACAGAUCCAGUUCCUGCAGACUCAGCUUGGAAAGCUGCAGUCUGACAUGGAGGCACUGAGGGAGCAGAGGGAGAGCACCAUCUGCACCACCAGAGAGGAGCUCUACUGCGCCCAGGAGGAGAUUCUCGUCCUCCGGCACGCCAUGGAGGCAGCCACGGCGGAGCGUGAGCGUGAGAUCUCCGCCUUGCAGGCCGACCUGGGCAGCGUGCGGUCUGACCUGGAGCACUGGAGGGACACGGCAGCCAAGUACGAGGGAGAGAUCAGCAGGCUGCAGGAGGCCUUCGCUCAGCAGCAACACCAGCAGAGCUCUACCAGCCAGCUGCAGGCGGAGUGUGUUACGUUGCAGCAGCGGUGUGUGUGUUUGCAGCAGGACUGUGACGGCCUGAGAGGUGAACGGAAAGCUCUUACGGACAAACUGCACCGCCUGGAGACUGAGCUGAGCAGCACCAGGGAGCAGAGUCUGGUUCUCAGCAGCAGUCUGGAGUCCCUGGAGAAGAGGGAGGAGGUUCUGCAGGACAAACUGGGUUCUCUGGAGAAUCAACACCUGCAGGAUGCAAGCAAGCUGAAGAGCCAGCUGGACCAGUCCCAGGCCCACACACACACACUGCAGAGAGAGUGUGAGGAGACACAGUCCCAGCUAUUGAACCUCCGUCAGAACUAUGAGAGAACAGAGAAGGAGAACCUGAAAAUCCACGAGGAGCUGGAGCAGUGCAGGAGCAGCCUGAAGCUGCUGCAGGACAAGACCAGCUCCAGCGGCUGGAGCCCCUGGAUGCCGGUCAUCGCAGUGAUGGUCGCAGUGACGGCAGCCGUCCUCUACCCCAGCCUCUCCAAAAGCAGCUCCACCUAGGACACACACACACACACACACACACACACACACACACACACACACACACACCGCGCGCUCUGAGGAGAGCAUCACUGCUUUACUUGUAUAAAGUCUAAUUGUACAUAAUUGUAGAGGGAAUAUAAAGGUUGUGGUUUCUACGGAGGAUCCAGAAGCUUCUCAGUUUUUAUUUUUCCGUGUUGUUGGUUUCUCGGCUCUCUCUCGGCUGUGGUGGGGGCUUCUUUUUUUUCAUUU
Messenger RNA from Perca flavescens (yellow perch), 4453 nucleotides. RefSeq names its product sarcolemma associated protein a (gene slmapa). Bases 1517 to 4219 code for a protein of 900 amino acids. Gene Ontology annotation, molecular function: protein binding. The record is from RefSeq and is a predicted model, not a curated record. Gene Ontology annotation, biological process: regulation of membrane depolarization during cardiac muscle cell action potential; regulation of voltage-gated sodium channel activity; protein localization to plasma membrane. Lineage: Eukaryota; Metazoa; Chordata; Actinopteri; Perciformes; Percidae. The transcript is spliced from 25 exons.